UCUUGAAUUAGGAAAUACUUUAAACAGAAGCGAAAACAAAUUAAAUUGCAUUUCUGUGUGUGUGAUUUCAUUAAACGGGAUAUUCAUUUUACUGGAAUUAGAUUGAUUUACAAUACAGAAAGAAUAAAGACGAUUCAAACAGGAUAAGAUAUACGAUUCUGAAAUAUCGAAGAAUCCGUGGUGCUAUAUCGGCUAAAGAAUAGCAUACUAGGAUGAAGACAUACGCUUAGCGAAGUGAAACAUGCUAGUAUCGAAGAAAACAUCAUAGAGAAUACAAGUCGUAUUGUUAUACGAGUUAGCAAAUCAGAAACUGCUACAAGUUCAACCGUGCUUGUAUGAUUGAGGCGGAAAAAUGAUAAUUAUGGUUUUUUAUGCCGGUGGAAUAACUUACGCAUGAUUGCACAGAUUUUGUGGUGAAUGGUUGGGAUAAAAUUGAUUAUCCGACUAUUCAUUCAUUGUGGCAGAGUCUGUGAACGAUUUAUUUGAUUCACGUUACGCAGUGUGACAUCGCGCUUUUAAAAAGUGGAAGUGAUUGACUUAAGUGUAGUCGUUGCGUAUUAAAAGGCGGAAAAUCAACAUUUCGAUUUUUUACUGAUAAAUAAUCCGGAAUUUAUAAAUUUCUUGAAGUGAUCUGUGUGUGGUAGAAUAACCAUGUUUUAACAAGUAGUUAAAAUUUUACCAAAAUAUAAUGCACAAUGUUGAUAAAAAAUAAUAAUUUAUAUAGAUUAGAUACGAAGAUGAAACUUCGGACGACCGGUUAAGUUAUAAUUAAUAUUUAAGUGUGUUCUCAGUUUGUUCAAAAUUAGUGAUACAAACUGCAGAAAGAAACAUAAGAAAAUUGGAUUUAUAUAUGUAUAUAUUAAACUACAGAUGUCAAUUCUGAUUGGAAUAUACCAUGAAACAUGCGACCGACGUCUCUUUGGGAAUAUUUACCAAACUGGACUUUGUUAAUUUUUAACAUUCUCCUGCUUUUUGGCAAAGUGUUUUGUUCCCCCCGGGAUCAUAAUUACGACUACUACCCUAGUCCUCGACCAACGUUCUUAUCUGGGGAAACCAACUUUACAUUUCACAAGGGUGAUACGGCAACAUUAAGGUGCGGGGUGAUGGAUCUUGGAACGAAAACGUCGGACGGUCGUCCAUACGUCGUGUCAUGGCGUCGAGAUUCGUCUUUACAGCCUCUUGCAAUAGGCGAAAUGAUUUUUUCAUCAAACACAGAUUACAAGAUCCAUCAUCCGGAUAAAUCGCCGUAUUGGAAUUUACUCAUUAAAAAUGUGCAACCGAAACAUGCUGAUACUUACGAAUGUCAAAUCAGCACCAGCGACAAGAUGAAAAGAAGAGUGUAUUUAAAUGUUCUAGACGAUGACACGUUUAGAAAACCUGUGAUCAACAUAAGUGGUUUAUUUCACGUGGACAAAGGACAGUCAAUUAAACUGCUUUGUAAUGCUACGGGCACGUCAGCCCCGCCUGACAUAAUAGACUGGUAUAAAGAUGGAAUACAACUGCAGUCAAAUGAGAAAAAAAUGGUGACAAUUACCAAGAAAUUUUCAUAUGCCACAAGAAAAAUGUCAAGUGAAUUAGAAAUUAAAAAUGCAAAGAUGAGUGAUAAAGGAACUUACACGUGUCGGACUUCAGAUUUACAAGUGACAAGUGUUAAUGUUAAUAUUUUAAACGCAGAGAAGCCUAAAAUUAAGAGAGUUCCAGAAGACGAAAAGCCACAAGCAACAAUAUAUAAAGGAAACUCUAAUGGAUGUUCGAGAAAACAGAAUGAGUACUCACAUAAGCUAUUACUUGUCACUUCAACUUUAUUUGUCGUGUACUUAAUGUUAUGGUCACAUGACGCAAGUUGAUACUUUGUGAAAAUCACGUGAUUUCUUUCACGGCUCAAAAGCUGGAGAGCACUAGUUGUUAAUGAAAAUAUGGCUUAUAUAUGUUACAAGAGUAAUUCAGUUGCCGGAUUGCACCUGCUUACAUGGAUUCACAAGAUCAAAGACAAGAAAUACAGGAUUUAUAGCUAUGGGAAUAUACGUUCAUAUCCAGAGCUUAAAGCAAUAAAAUCCUGUCCGACAGAAGUGUGUCUUUGAAAUUCAAGGAUCCUUACUAACAUUGUUUAAUGUAAGUUUUGGAGAAAAUACUCAUUGCGUUUAAACAGUCACGAUAUAUGUGUUAGGAGGAGCACAUUGUAUUCUUCUGUACAAAAUAAGCAUGACAAACAAAUAUACAAGGAUAUAGUGAAUAUGUUUCAUUGUAUAAAUAUUUUGGUGUUGAAAGAGUUGGUUGACAGCUUCACCUUUUGACAAUAGUAUAACUGAUAGAUGGUCGAUCAUUAUGUUAUAACUUUAUUAUUGGCAUACAAUCAUUGUUUUGUUUUCCUGUUGAGCAGCGCAUCAAUGCGGAUUUGGCAAAGAACAAAUUCACACAUCAUUAUAACAGAAAGAAAAUUAUUUAAAUUGAAAAGUUUUGAUGCUGAAGAAGCUUAUAUACGUAUUUUCUCCCAGAAAUGCAAAAUGCUCAAAGUACAUUGACGUAGCUCAAACUAAAAAUGCUUAUACGUUCAGAGAUUAUUGAUUAGAACUUUCUUAGAUCAAAUGGCCUUAAAAUAAUUAAAUAUACUAAUCAGGAGAUUGAGACACAUUGAGAUGAUUUUGAUGUGUAUAUAAGGUAAAUGUAUUAAAUUGUCUUUAUGAAUAUUUAUAAAAAGGUAACAGUUUACAACGUUUUCGUACAUAGUUCAAAUUGAUAUUUUAAAGCGCAGACCCUGAAAUAAACCCUCAUAAUUAUGUUAAUCUAAAACGUAAUUAUUCAAAUAUCGUUGAUAAUCAAAACGUCAUGAAAACUAUUUGAAAAAUCAUGUUAUGUAUCAUGUAUCAAUAUAGCGGCACACCAAAGGUAUCUCUCCCAUUAAUAUUGAUAUACACGUGCAUUUGCAUACUUACUUGUACGAGUAUUAAAUUGUAUUGCUAACAGAUAAUUUAUUAAAACAAACAAUAAAGACAAUAUGCAUGUUCUAGAAUGAUUAAGAUUCAGUACAAUUAAUAUUUUCAUAGUCUAGAUUGCAUUCAAUAUGAAAUAUAAUGACGGAACCUUACAGAAAGACGAUUAUGAUUUUGUUCUGCAAGUAAUUCUUGUGCAAGCAUAGUUUAUAAUUUGACAGCGUAUAGCUUGUUUUACAUUUAAUUUUUUGGAGAUUAUAUCCAUUAUAGAACAUCUUAUUUAAACAGAGACAGACUAAAAUAAUUGUAUAUUAAAAUAUAAAUUAAUUUCAAUUAUUAGAAAUAUCAUCUGAUUCAGAUUCUAAUGUUAAGAUAAAUAUAUUUAUUAAGGGAUUACAUUUCCAAGAAGAUGAUUAGAUUAAAGUCCCUGUUCAAGUACAUCAUGAAUUAAAGACAAUGAUGACUCUAUAACCUCUAGAUUGCAUCCAUGAUACAAAUAUAAUAUAAUUGUACCGAUUCGGAUGAACAUACGGUUCUAAUGGAUGAUUUGAUUACAAAUGAUCAUAACCUUUACACAUCGGCUUAUUAAGAAAUAUUAUAAAUACAGUAUGGAAUUAAUGUACAUUUUUGUUUCAAAGUAAGCAAAAACAACACAUUCUUUCAAGUUGGUCCUUUUAAAUGCAAACACAAAUGAAGAUAUACAGUCGAUGCGUAUAAGUUCUCGGAAUGUGUUACUGUAACGAAACAUAGUUCUUUAAAUUCUACCACUAAAUUGUUGUUAAUAAUAAUAGAAUUACCUGUUUGGGUAUUUUUUGUAUGGGACCAUUGUUUUGUUGUCAUAAAAGAUAAAGUGCUAAAUUUUAUGCUAACAUUAUACACUAUAUAGCUUACAAAAAAAAUACAUGUAUUGUAAAUAUUAAUUGCAGAGCAGAGCUUAAAUAGUGAUUCAAUUUGACAUAAGCUUGAUAAUGAUAGUAAUAGUUGACAAUUAAGUAUUUUUGAUUGUUUUUAUAUCUUAGUUGAAUUCGUGGUCUCCUUACAUGGAAUAUAAGAAAAACAAAUUUAAAACAAAAAGUAAUAUUUUACAACAAAAAACAUUUAAAAAAUAUUGUGUUGCCUUUAUGCCGCAACGCCGUGUACUAUGUUAAAUCGUCUGCAAUUUGGAAAAAAAGAUAUAAAACAGAUACAUAUAUGUUUUAUAAUCUAUAUAUCGUUAUACAUGUGUAUAUGCUAAUAUUUUCUGUGACGCAAUGUCCUGCUUACUACAAACAGAAACAAUAUAAAAAUAAAUAUACACAGCAAGAAAAUUGAAAAUCAAAUAAGUAUCCAAUUUUGCUUAAUUUUGAAUGUAAAACAAAGUCAGCCUGUUUAUAUGUCAACGUCAUUUGUUACAUGCAAAUUACAUUUCUGUGAAAGUUUGUUUAAGGAAAUGAAUAAAUGUUAAUGAUCGUGUGAAUAUAACUUACAUUGUAAAUUUUUUCGACAAUGUAACCUAAAUGUCGGCUGCAUAUGAUCACAUUGAAGAGAAUUAUUGCAUAAAUAGUUCUAUUUUAUAUAGAAUGAUCUUGUAAUUAUAUUUCUAUCAUUACAUAAUAAACUGAUUUUUUCUUUUUAUCUAUUGUAUAUGUUUUUGUCGACAAUUAUUACCAUCACAAUAUUAGUUCAUUUCAUUCACGUUUCAUCUGUUAACAAAACUCACAUUUUAAGUAUAACUUUAAUGCUAUUUGUUUUUGCGCUUAAUAAACAUACACAUAAUAAUGCGCUUUAUUGCUAGAUAAAUACUACCUCAUGCUGUGUCGUCAUGUGUCGCAUGUGUCACAUAUGUCAUUAUAUAAACAUAUUCAAUUUAAUGCGAUCGUAGUCAAUUUAUUGUUCUUACACCAUUUUAAGUUUUCCUAUUCAAAUCACAUAAUACAUUUCAGAAUGAGUCAAAGAAGGUUGAUUUCCACUUUGAACACUACACAAAUGACACAUUUUUAAUGCCAAAUUUUAACAUUCUCAAAAUCAAUGGGACAGAAUUGGUGUUACAAAAGAGUUAUAAAAUUACAGCUCAGGUGCUUUUGAUGGAUUUGGAUAUAUUGGGUAAUAUCGUAAACCAAUUAGUUUUGUUUUCCUUACACGCGUGGGAUUAGUUAGGCAUUGUAUCGUUGUUAACAUAAAGCCUGUCCUUGUACUGAAAUAUAGAGGAAUUCUAAGUCUUGCAAAACAAUGAUGCAAAAUAAUCUCAGUUUAUCAAGACAAUAACAAUUUAACAUAAAUUAUAUAUGAAUGUUUUUAAUCACUUGAAUAAAAAAUAAAAUGUAUUACAUAAGUUUUUGACAACAAUACAGGAAUUGUAUUAAUUGCAGUUUGAUAACACUUCAAGUCGCAUUUGUCAACUUCAGUAACAAAUGCUAUUGCGGUUAAAAAAAUCCAGGGCAACUCUCUAAGGAAGCACAAUACAUGUAUAAAUUCAAACACGUGUGUGCAUCUUUGCCUCUGCAAUUUUCAAGUACAAUUUUGCUCACCAUUCAUGUUUGACGCAAUGCUUAUAUUAUCUAAGUCUCUAUAUAUCUUACGUCUGCCUUUUCAGUGACGAUUGAAAGUACCAUUAAUUUAUGCCAGAUAAUUUGUCAAAAUCACACCGUAGUCACAGAAACGGUUUUAUUUGGUUGAUACUUUUAAACGAUUCUUCGCAGCACUUUUUAUAAAGGAAAUGCAACUCACAAAAUGGAUACUUUUAGUGAAAAGGCAAUAUCACCAAAUCUAUAUAAGCAUUUGAGUUACGGUUCUGCACAAAUAUGUAUAUGUAUAUUCAAUUAAAAAAAACAACAUAGUAUAUAUUGUUUUUCAUGUCAAACUAUUGCUUUCAGUUUCAAGCAAGUAUAUUCAGAAAUUCGACUUUAAAAUUGCCAGUUUUUGUGAGAGCUUGUAUAUCAUAAAUGAAGGUUAUUUAUUGUGUUUUGCUAUGACAUUGCCAGGUUUUGUCGAAACUUGACAAAAGGCAAUAUUGUAUAUAUAUGAAUAUAUAUAUAUCCUUUUUAUUCAAAUCAAUUUAGUUGUUUUGUAAGUAUCUCAUUUCCUAUAACUACUUUGUACAAGAAUCUUCAUUGUAUAUAUUUAUUGUAUAAAAUAUUUUUCCGUUGUUUUCGUUCACCACAUCUUUAAAUAUAUACAAUUAUCGAAGUUUAAUUCAUUUUUGUCUAUGCUUUUUCACAUCUAAAAAGAAACAACAAAUGAACACAAAGAAUUAAAUGAACGCAAAAAUUAUAUUAACGAAAAUGUUGUAACAUACAUGCCGUGUUACUGCAAUGUGUGGAGGGGGUGUAAAACCUAAACUAGCAUAGUGUAUAGUUGUCAUAUUGUAGCAGUAGAUAAAAGUGUGGAAAACAUUUUGCAGUAAUAAAACUGACUUAAACAUACAUUCCAGUUACUGCAAUAGUCUUUUAACUCCUACCUCUUUUUAUUUAUCUGCUACAGUUUCUUGCGAUAAGUAAAUGCUUUGUUAUAUUAAACAAACAUAUUUUUCCUAGAAUGAUUAAGAUAGUUGUUACGUCAAAGUAAUCUAGAAUUGUUCACUUUGUAUUAUCUUUCCAUAGCGUUCAUUUUUAAAUAUUUCUUUUAUCAUCGAUGCAUCUUACAUCAUAUCAUAAGUCACGCUAUAAAGUGCAGAUCUUUUUGUAGUUUCGAGUGCUAUUCAAAUAGACUAACUCCGAAAUGAAAACUAUUUUGUUUUUUUUUCCAACUAAUUUUUAGGUACAAACAAACUUUUUCAGUUACAGCUUCGAAAAUAAGCGCAACUGAUUGACUAAUCUAUUGUAACGGGUAGUGCACCGUGAAUCUAUAACGGUAAAAGUUUUUUUGUGCCUACGGAUUAACGGGAUAAAACCCAUAGGAUAACAUCUAUUCACACAUUCAGAUUAGCUGUCCUCAAUUAUCCACUUUGACCUUGUAUCAGAUAAAUAUAAAUACCAGAUUUAAAACAAAUGAAAGUAGAGGUAAGUUUGCUGUUAUAAGUAAUGUGUAGGUUGUUACAAAAUGUAAAUAGUAACGCUAUGUUGCGUCUGUGUAAUUUUAUUUUCUAUUAUUCGAUUCUAGAUUAUAUAUGAAAGUCACUCUAAAAUAAAAAUGAAAAAAAAAACAACAACAAUAAUGUAAUGAUGCAGACAUAUUAACUUCAACACACUUAUAGACACUUCUAUGUCCUAUUGGAAAAAUAAAUGUAUGUUGCGACAGAGUGACAGCUUGAAGUCUAUUAGACUGUAUAGAGAUGUUUCUUUCUUAUUACAAUAUUAUGUUUUUACAUUUUCAUAGUAGUUGAAUAAUAUCUUUAUAAUUUAAUUUGAAAAAACGCCUUCAGUAGAGAAAUACUUUCUAAAUGUGUUCUUAAUAUCUGCUGUGUUCAUUCAUUGCUUAUAUGCUGUUCUCUUUGGUACACUUACACUUAUUAUUAUGCAUUUUUGUUGAUCAUCUUAUGUCAAUAUUGUUUCUUUUAUUCAAUUACCGGUUAAAAUGUUAUUUGUCACUGUUGAUGUCAUUAAAGGAGAUACAUUAUUGUGUUGA
Messenger RNA from Ruditapes philippinarum (Manila clam), 7472 nucleotides. Its product is annotated as zwei Ig domain protein zig-8-like. Gene Ontology annotation, biological process: synapse organization. Bases 903 to 1847 code for a protein of 314 amino acids. Gene Ontology annotation, cellular component: neuron projection membrane. The transcript is spliced from 10 exons. The record is from RefSeq and is a predicted model, not a curated record. Lineage: Eukaryota; Metazoa; Mollusca; Bivalvia; Venerida; Veneridae.